Molecule: messenger RNA, 1758 nt
Organism: Cannabis sativa
Lineage: Eukaryota; Viridiplantae; Streptophyta; Magnoliopsida; Rosales; Cannabaceae
Exons: 4
Coding region: 1-1758 (585 amino acids)
Source: RefSeq, a predicted model, not a curated record
AUGGAGAGGUACUAUGGUAGAAAAAGAGAUUCGCCAUCUUCUACAGAUUCGAAUAUUGAAAGUUCAAAAUUAAAAAAGGUAGAGAUUAAUCUUGCAGAGCUUCCUUCAGAUCCUGGGCUACGAACUCCAAUUUUAGAAUAUGAUCCUAAUGUUAGAGACCAAAUUCGGAGAGCAUAUCUACAAAGAGGUCCUUAUCAACCCAUAAUUGAAUUUCCAGAUAAAAUGAUCGCAAAUCAAAGAAGAAAAUUUCAUAAAUCCCGGUUUGCCGAUUUUCCUACUUGGUUGGAAUAUAGCAUAGAAAAGGAUGCUCUAUUUUGCUUGUAUUGCUAUCUUUUUGAAUUAAAUAAUGGAGACCAAACAGGUGGUGAGUGUUUUGUAAAAAUGGGGUUUUCAUAUUGGAAAGAAAGGUCAAGAGUGGGAAAACAUGUCGGAGGCCCUAAUAGUAGCCAUAAUGAAGCUCAGAGGAGUUGUGAAGCUUUAAUGAACCAAAAUAAGCAUAUUGAAACAAUACUAUCUAAACACUCCAGAGAAGUUCAAAUGGAAUAUCGAACUUGUUUGAAGUCAUCAAUUGAUUGUGUUAAAUAUUUACUACGACAAGGGCUUGCAUUCCGUGGACAUGAUGAAUCUGAGGAUUCAAAUAAUCGAGGUAACUUUUUGGAACUUUUGCAUUUUCUAGUUGAUCACAAUGAUGAUAUCAAAGUUGUUGCAUUGAAGAAUGCCCCUAGAAGUUUGAAAUUGACAUCUUCUGACAUUCAAAAAGAUAUUGCUAGAGUUGUUGCUUCUGAAACAGUUAAUGAGCAAAUGGCUGUUGUACUACGCUAUGUUGAUAAAAAUGGUCUAGUGAUUGAACGUUUAAUUGGGGUGGAACAUGUUACUAGUACUACGAGUCUUUCACUUAAAGAAAUGAUUGACAAAGUAUUUUCUAGACAUGGAUUGAGUUUGUCUAGACUACGAGGACAAGGAUAUGACGAGGCUAGUAAUAUGCAAGGAGAGUUCAGUGGCCUCAAAACUCUAAUAUUGAAGGACAGUUCAACCCUUGUAGCAGUAGCAAAAAAGCAUAGUAAAAUUGCAUCUUUCUUCACCUUGGUUGCUAUUGUUGUGAAUAUUGUGGGAGCAUCUGCCAAACGUUGUGAUAUCCUUCAAGAUAAGCAAGCUACCUUGAUUCUCAACUCACUCCAAAAUGAUAAGACUUUACAUGGUCGGGGCUUAAAUCAACCUAUUUCUCUUAAACGUGUUGGAGAUACACGAUGGGGCUCACAUUACGAUACGUUGAUAAGUGUGAUGAAAAUGUUUUCUUCUAUAAUUGAACUUCUUGAAAUCAUUGUUGAUGAUGGAUCCAAUUCUGAUCAAAAAGGUGAAGCAGAAAAUUUAUUGGGUUUCAUGCAAUCAUUUGAAUUUGUGUUUAACUUACAUUUGAUGAAAACUAUUUUGGGAAUUACCAAUGAGUUGUCAAAGGCACUACAACGAAAUGAUCAACAUAUUGUAAAUGCCAUGACACUAGUAAAACAACUUCAAGAGCUCAAUGAUCGUUUUAAUGAGGUCAAUAUUGAGUUGCUCUUGUGUGUGGCGUGUUUAUCUCCAUGUGAAUUGUUCUCUACUUUUGACAAGCAAAAAUUGGUUAAUUUGGCUGAGUUUUAUCCUAAAGAUUUUUCUGGAAUAGAGUUGAUGGAACUCGAUGACCAAUUGGAAUCUUACAUUGUUGAUAUGCGCAUAAGUACAAAUUUCAAAGAGUUGAAAGGAAUUGGUGAGCUUGCAUGA